CCACCGUCUCUUUGCUUUUAUUCUGAACUGUGCAACGAUGGUAGACACGAAAGAAAGAAUGACAGACAAAGAUAUAACUGCAGCAAGGAACAUAUUAGGUUGCAUAUUAUCUAAGUCGGACAAGCAAAACAUGGUCUCUGGGUCAAAUUCCAUCCCACCCCACCAUAUAAACAUUGGUAGCACAGUGAUUAGGGCAAUACACCAGGGAAUAAAAGCAAAUAUUGGCGUGGUUCUCCAAGUAAAAAUGCGCUUGUAUUGCUUUGGAGAGCAAACUAAUAUCAUCCUAAAAACAAGGAAACCUUAUUUAGUAUUGACCUCAUGAAGGUAAACUUUAAUU
This is a messenger RNA of Owenia fusiformis, 337 nucleotides long. The record is from the annotation of a GenBank genome assembly. Lineage: Eukaryota; Metazoa; Annelida; Polychaeta; Sabellida; Oweniidae.